UCGGUGCUUCAAAAACUUCUUCAGUUCUCAUUCCCCUCCUUCCCUUUUGUGUUUCCUCAAAUUUCUAUUAGCAUGCAGAUGGCCACAGGGCAUCCAUCUUCUUGAGUUCUGUAUAUCCAUAUAUCUCCUCAAGUUCUGUUACUUUCUCGUUGAGUGUUUUCUGUUGAUCUCCUCGAGUUGUGUAACCAACCACCUCCUUGAGUUUUGUUCCCCAGUCCAUAAGUAUUUUAUUCGUUCCCUCCUAGAUUGGUUUCAUCUCUUUUCUGCUUGGGCUGAAGCCUUAGCUCUGAGACCUGCAAUCCAACUGGUAACGUGAGUAUCACUCAUUUGAGAAUUCUGGGCAAGUUCCAGUGUUAAUGCCUUCCUCUUAUUCUGUUAAGAACAUAUGAGUUCUUCCCAUAUAAGCUAUCAUAUUCUAUUUUCAACAAAACUAUCAGAAACCAUGUGUCAAAAAUUGAUGUCCUAACUUAAAAGUUAUGUUCUUUCAUUUCCAUUUGCUUCACUUGGACCUCUCCAAGGUUUAUUUAUCUUUAUCAAGAACCAAGCAGUUGCAUGCUUUGAUUCUCAAGACCCAUCUCUCUCACGACCCAUUUUAUGCAACUAAAAUCGUUAGAUUCUAUGCAGUCAAUGGUGACCUUCACUCUGCUUGUAAGCUGUUCGAUGAAAGUCCCAGCCAAAGCGUCUACCUUUGGAACUCCAUUAUUCGAGCCCACGCUCAAGCCCACAAAUUUGAGGAAGCAUUUUCUCUGUUUACUAAGAUGCUUAGAACCGAAAUCAAACCUGAUAACUUCACUUAUGCUUGCAUUAUACGUGCAUGCUCUGAGAGCUUUGAUUUGGAAGGACUGAAGCUUGUCCAUUGUGGAGUAACAGUUUCAGGGUUAGGAUUGGACUCUAUUUGUAGCAGUGCACUUGUUACAGCUUAUUCAAAACUCGGCCUUGUUGAUGAAGCAAGUAGGGUGUUUUAUGGGACACCAGAGCAGGAUUUGGUUCUGUGGAAUUCUAUAAUUUCAGGUUAUGGAAACUGUGGACGUUGGGACAAAGGGUUGCAACUGUUUAGUGAGAUGAGAAGCAUGGAGACGAUGCCGGAUGGAUACACAAUUGUUGGGUUGCUUUCGGGUUUAUCGGAUUCUAGCUUGAUAACUAUUGGCCAAGGACUACAUGGUCUUUGUUUGAAAUGUAAUUUAGAUUCUAAUGCUCAUGUAAGCAGUGUCCUUGUGAGCAUGUAUUCAAGAUGCAUGUCUAUGAACUCUGCACAUAGAGUUUUUAGUGGUUUGUUCCAGCCAGAUUUAGUUACAUGGUCUGCUUUGAUAACUGGGUAUUCACAGUCUGGGGAUUAUGGUAAGGCAUUGCUCUUCUUCAAGAAUUUGAACAUGGAAGGUAAGAAGGCUGAUUCCAUUUUGAUUGCCAGUGUGUUGGCUGCUGCUGCUCAGAUAGCAAAUGUAGGGCCUGGCUGUGAGAUACAUGCUUAUGUUCUUCGACAUGGACUUGAAUCUCAUGUCAUGAUUUCCUCUGCUCUCAUAGCCAUGUAUUCAAAGUGCGGUUUCUUGGGCAUGGGGACUCGUGUGUUUGAGAUCAUGCCAGAAAAGAAUAUUAUUUCCUACAAUUCAUUAAUAUUGGGUCUUGGUUUGCAUGGCCUUGCCUCUGAGGCCUUUAGAAUGUUUGAUGAGAUACUGAGAAAUGGGUUAAAACCUGAUGAAUAUACUUUUACUGCUCUCCUUGGUGCGUGCUGCCAUGCUGGCCUUGUCAAAGAUGGCCGUCAAAUUUUCAGAAGAAUGAAAGAUGAGUUUUGCAUUCAACCUAGAACAGAGCAUUAUGUUCAUAUGGUAAAACUUCUUGGGAUGGAAGGAGGGUUGGAAGAGGCUUACAAUCUAAUCUUGUCCUUGUCAGAACCAGUGGACUGCGGCAUUUGGGGAGCCCUGUUAUUGUGCUGCGAUGUCUGUGGAAAUUCUGAGCUGGCAGAAAUUGUAGCCCAGAGGCUCUUUGAGAGUAGUUCUGAGAAAGGUGCUUAUAGGGUCAUGCUUUCUAAUAUAUAUGCUGGCGAUGGGAGGUGGGAUGAUGCAAAGAAGUUGAGAGAUCACAUAACAGAAGGCAAACUGAGGAAGAUAACGGGGCUUAGCUGGAUUAAAGGUUUUAGCCGUUCUGCAUGAUCAUCCAGUAAAGGCAACAAAUGAUCAUCCAGUAAAGGCAACAAGUCUAACUGCUGCAGUGUGGUGGCAAACUGCAAACCUUCAGGUCACAUCCUCUGCCGCACGCAGACAACUGUGCAAGUGGAGGAAUUUCAAGCUAGGUAGUGCUCCCUCUUCAAGUUGCGUCCAGUACUCAAGAACAUGCAGCAAAGCUGAGAACCUCGAGCUUGGGAAACCCACCAGCACUACAGAACUCUUUCCCCAUUCGUUUUGCAUCAUAAGCAUUCCAAGGGGUCAGAUUUUUCAAGUUGGGUAGCAGAUGAAGUACCAAUUACGAGUUCUCAGACAUAUGAGAGUUGCCUAAUCUUAAAUUUGCAAGCCUUUCCGAGGAACCAAAUGAAGUAGGUAGCUUUUCUAGGACGCCUUCUAGGCGAAGCUUUUGAAGAAAUGGUGGAGGUGAGAAUGAAUCCAGGAGGAUAAGGUUUCCCUUGUUGAAGGCAUGUUUAGCUUCGAGAGACAAGGAAGGAAGAGCCGGCAUCUUUGUAAUGGAGACAAAUAGCUCACUGAUAUUCUCUUCAGCCACAUCCAUCACUCCAAGUCUUCUGAGCUGUAUCAGGUUACCUAAUUCUUCAGCAAUUCCACCACCAGCAUGUAUAGCUGUGAGGGACAGAAGAUUUUUUAAGCUUCCUAUUCCUGCAGGUAGCUUCAUCCCAUGAACAUCUUGGAACAUGCUCUUGAACAUUUUGAGGUGCCUCAACCUUACAAGAUUGAGUAUCUCGUCUGACAAGGCUGUUAAACACCCACACCAUCUGAUAUUGAAAGUUUGUUAAAAGGUACAAACUAUUUAAGAGUGCAUGAGGUUUAUCAGGUCUCGCACUUCAUCUGGUAACCUUUUAAUCUUGGCGCCUUCUAGAUCUAGCACUCUUAAAUAGUUUGUACCAUUAAACUGUAACCAAUUACCAUCAUAGCGAAAAUGAUUAUGAUUUCCAACAGGAGCAAAGAAGCAGGUUGAAGUUGGAGAUUGUUCAAGUGGGAUGAGAGUUUUGUGAUGUCCGAAGACUCUGAACAAAUUAAAGCCCGAACAGUUGGAAAGGUUCCUUCUUCCAAUUGGUGAAGACAGAAUUCUCAAAAAGGAGAUGGGAGCUGCAAUCUAGUCCCUCUGCAAAGGCGGUCGUCCUUAACUUGAAGCAUUCCCCGGCUGAUCAAUUCAUAUAUAUUUUCUUCUGCUACAUCCUCCAUGAUCUGCCCUGCGUUUGCUUGUACCAGUCCUUGGGCCACUAGUAAACAAAUAAGUUUCCCUUUCGGAAUCCAGUGGUUCUUAGGGAAGAUGGAACAUUACAUUAAGCAUUGGAGAAGAUAAUCAGGUAAAUCUCUGUAGCAUAAUUGCAAUGGAACAGAUAAGAAGAAGCUGAUGUCUCACCUUCUUUACUCUCUUGAGAGUCUUUGUUUUCUUCCAUCCCUCCUUCAAUGGUAUUUGAACUAGCCAUAGAGUUCUAAAAACUGUGUUUUGCAUUUAUAGAACAGAAGAUAGCAAUAUAUAAUGGUUAGAGUCAUCAGACCUUAUGUUAUAGGGUAUGUUAAAGUCCAGCGUGUUGUAGUCUUGUAGAAUAAUUUCUAAGAAAGCUUCAAGGAGAGCAAACAAGGUGACAUAUACUACAAAACAUAGCAUAUAUAUCCAAACUAAAAUUAUGAUGUAGAGUCUAACGAUGCUACAUGAUGU
Molecule: messenger RNA, 3846 nt
Organism: Prunus dulcis (almond)
Lineage: Eukaryota; Viridiplantae; Streptophyta; Magnoliopsida; Rosales; Rosaceae
Product: putative pentatricopeptide repeat-containing protein At1g64310
Exons: 2
Coding region: 477-2147 (556 amino acids)
Biological process (GO): RNA modification
Molecular function (GO): protein binding; RNA binding
Source: RefSeq, a predicted model, not a curated record